This is a messenger RNA of Achroia grisella, 7718 nucleotides long. It is a transcript of the gene sif, whose product is annotated as protein still life, isoform SIF type 1. Gene Ontology annotation, cellular component: membrane; synapse. Bases 92 to 6361 code for a protein of 2089 amino acids. Gene Ontology annotation, molecular function: protein binding; guanyl-nucleotide exchange factor activity. Gene Ontology annotation, biological process: small GTPase-mediated signal transduction; activation of GTPase activity; positive regulation of axonogenesis. Lineage: Eukaryota; Metazoa; Arthropoda; Insecta; Lepidoptera; Pyralidae. The transcript is spliced from 43 exons. The record is from RefSeq and is a predicted model, not a curated record.
CGGACAUUCUCUAUCGCGCUCCGAUGGAACCUGGUGACAUCACGGGACUGCGGGCAGCAUAGUGCAGUGCGCCGAGUGCGGUACGCGCACGAUGGGCAACAAGCUAUCGUCGUGCUCCUGCGCGCCCAUCCUCCGCAAGGCGUACCGCUAUGAGGAUAGCCCGUGGCAGAAUUCACGUCGUCGAGAUGGACACUUACUGAGGUUGUGGGCAGAGGUUUUCCAUGUGUCUGCAAGUGGCGCAGGCACCGUUAAGUGGCAGCAAGUAUCCGAAGACCUAGUGCCAGUGAACAUCGCUUGUAUCCAGGAUUCUCCAGAAUGUGUUUUUCACAUUACUGCAUACAACUCGCAAGUGGACAAGAUCCUUGAUGUACGACUACUGCAACCUGGUACACGGAUUGGGCAGGCGUCCGAAUGCUUCGUGUAUUGGAAAGACCCGAUGACGAAUGACACCUGGGGCCUAAACUUCACCUCGCCUAUCGAUGCCAAACAAUUUCGAGAAUGUUGCUCACCAUCAUUCAAAUUCUCACGUAAGGCAUCUUCAAGCUACAGCCUCAAACUGGAGCCGCCGGGUAACAAGCAGAAAUUUAAAGCCAAACGGAAACCACUCUCCACUCCUGCUAGUCCAAAUCGAUCAAGUUUGACGUACGGUCGUGAACCGCAGUGCACUUGCAUGACACAAGAGCAAUAUGCGCGCCUGAGAGCACAAGAUCCAAGAUAUCGCUCGUCCACUCUGCCGCGUACCACGACCCGUGCUAUCGAGACGGAAGCGGGCGCUGCCGGCGGCGCCACAGGCCGGACAGACAAAGUCGCUGCCGCCACCUCAUCCACAUCGCUUUACGACAACGUCACCAAUUCGCAACCAGCACACCAGGCGCCGCCUAAGCCGGCGGCUCGUCAAACGGAAUCUCAACCACCAACUCGGCCUCCGAAAUCACAAGAGACUUCAACCAUGACUACAAAUACUUCCACAGCCCCUAAGACUGUUACUGCCUCUGUUGGUACACAUGGUUCUAAUAUCAUCGAUGAGAAUCAAGCCGUUGGAGCAACUGGAAAUGCAGCUCAGCAUAGUCAAGAUCUGAAGUCAGAAGGGGUACAAGCUGGUGGAACACUGACUUCGACCAAGUCUUCUGCUACUUCUACAAGGCCUGGGAAAGAGCAUCUGCAACAUAUGCCGAAGAGCGUCGACUAUGGUGACGGGAAUGAAUCGGAUAUAAUGUAUUUUAUCUUCCAGUCACGGGAGUCAGAUCGGCAUUCAGCACAUCAUCACAAUGUUGUCAACAAUAAUACAUCUGGCUCACGGCGCACUAAGUCUAAAAGCACAGAAGAUAUGAAUAUGGAUUCCAGUACUUUGAAGCGUAUGUUAAAGCCGAUGCCUUCUACUGAAAGUCCAGUGACAUCUCCUGAGAUGGGUCGCCGUAGGUACGGUGGUGCUGCACCAUGUCCUCCAUCUUGCGGAUCGCAUGGUCAUCGCCACCCGCAGCACUCGCAUCAUGGACAUUAUUCUCAUGUUGUCAACAAUAAUAGCAGCAGGCAGAGCUCGCAACGUCGCGGCGUGGGCGUGGGUGCUGCUCCAAGUGGAUACCCGGGACGCGGGCUUUACUUGGAGCUGGGCGGAGGUGAAAGGGAUAUGUCACCACCUUCAGAUAAUGUGAUGUUCGAUAAUCAAUGUUACGCCACCACGCCUUCUUCCUCCAAUGGCAACUCCGAUCAAGAACCUUGUCAACGCAGGGAUGGUAGGCAACAUCAUCACGGCAAACCGUGCCUAUCCCGGCAAGCUUCUCAAUCGAGCGCGACACCCGCGCCUGGCUCUCCUACCUCUCGAUUACUUCUUGAGUAUGAAAUGCAUCUUCGAAAUACUCUUGCUAAAGGCAUGGACGCUGAGAGUUACAGUCUUCACACUUUCGAAGCAUUGCUGAGUCAAAGCAUGGAAGAUUUAGAAUACAAUGACAACCUGCCGCCAAAUCAACGAAGCCCCUAUCCAUCGCGGCGUCGACCGACCCAAGAAUCCAUUCUACACUCUUUGAGAAACCUUAAGGAGGCUGCAUUAAGGGCUAGAGGACCAGCUUCACAAUGCUCGGGCGGAGGCCGAUCAGAUAGAUCGUCAACUCUACCGUUACCACAUCGACUGACCGUAGAAAGGCAAUUGAGUGCUCGAUCUGAUCGUGAUGGUUAUUACAGUGAUCGCAACGAACUAAUGCGGGAGCGCGAACGGGAGCGAGAACGUGGUUAUUUGAGUGAUCACAACACCAGGGACCGGGUUCGAGACCGAGAUCAAGGAUACUUAAGCGACCAUCAAUCAAGUUUCGUGAGUGCGUCCCGUUGCGCCUCUUGUAUUGGCGAAUCAGCACGUCAAGCGUGGUACCGCCACUCAGACGGUUGGCGUGGAGCACCGCCGCCGGGCCCGCGGCGCUCCCCAUGGGACUCUUUGCCCAGUCUCCGACACGAGGGCAGCCUUAAUGACUCCGGCUAUAGGAGCAAUCGGGCUGACAGUUUCGAACAACGAGGAGUAUUCGAUCGCCAAGAUAGCGUACGGUCAGAAUACACGAGUGAUCGCGAAUCAACCCGUUAUGGUAUCGUUCAGCAGGCUUCCAUAGAUAGUACAGACUCAAGAAUUUGCUACUUAACAUCGAGUGAGAUAUCGGAUGAUGAUCGCAUGUCGCUGACCACUGCGGUGUCCGACGAAGAGGAUCCUGGUGAGAGCGCGAUGAACUCUCCAUACAAGGGCAAACAGACCGGCGCUGCAGCGGCAUCAUUCAACUGCACUGGGGCAGUCAGAAAAGCUGGUUUCCUAAGCGUGAAGAAAUGGCUACUACGCAAGAAGCAUCAAAUUGAACUGGCCCGGAAAAGGGGCUGGAAGGGAUAUUGGGUUUGCUUGAAAGGCACCACGCUCCUAUUCUACCCGUGCGAUUCAAGGGAGGGACGCUCGGUAGAAGCAGCUCCUAAACAUCUUAUCAUUGUUGAUGGUGCUAUCAUGCAACCUAUACCAGAACACCCUAAACGUGACUACAUAUUCUGCCUUAGUACAGCAUUUGGGGAUGCUUACCUAUUUCAAGCACCAUGUCAGGUGGAACUCGAAAAUUGGGUAAAUAGUAUACACAGUGCAUGCGCUGCAGCUUUUGCUCGCCAUCGCGGCAAGACAGGAACUCUCCACCUACUGCAAGAAGAAAUUUAUCGACUUGAAAAAGCUAUUGAAUCCGAUCAUAAAUUGAAACAAAUGGCGGAUUUGCAACAAUCAGUGGUGUCUGAUCCUGAGACUCGCGCACAGCUUGUAGUCCAAAUGUUGCAAUGGGAGGAAAACUUGGAGCGAUUGCACUGUGAACAGUUCCGUCUGCGCUGCUACAUGGCUAGUUUACAGUCCGGUGAACUGCCUAAUCCGAAGUCACUGCUGACCCACGUUUCUCGGGGUACGAAGAGUACAUUGAAUAAACUGGGCGUGUUCACGGUGUCAUCAUUCCAUGCGUUCAUAUGCGCCCGGUCACCGUCGCUGCUCAACAAUCUACUCGCAGGCCGAGGUGCUACAAAGCGGAGAGCACCAAACCUCUCAAGAUCUAAUUCCGGCUCUAGUCGACGUUCCAUGCAGAUGUCGCGUGAGGACGGCGAGGCUGCGGUGCGGGUAUCAUUGCCUGAAGGCACUACGGCUACGGUCGGGGUGCGAGAAGGCAUGACCGUAGAGGAGUUCCUUGCAGCGGCCUGUGCUCGCCGCUCCCUAAACGCUCUUGAACACUUUGUGCGAGUCAAGAAACGACGGGACAUGGAAGAUCAUAAUUAUUUCGUUCCACAUCGCAGCGACCUCAUAGAGACUUACUUACAUACCCAUGAAGUUGUAGAAGUGUGUGCCAAAAUCUUAUAUCAAGUGGAGUUACAACGUACAACUCUUGAACAAAUGUGGGGAUUCAGCGUGGAAGCCGAGCUUAUCGAAAAUGCAGAGAGGCAAGAUGAACUCUGCUGUUAUGUGAGUCGAGUCGAAGAUAAGAGCGUCGCUAUGCAAAACGGCAUAAUCAAAGGCGACGAGAUAAUGGUGAUCAACGGAGCGAUCGUAUCUGACCUAGAUAUGAUGUACUUGGAAAGUGUGUUGCAAGAGGAACUCUCUCUCGUCAUGAUGAUGAGGUCGUCUCGAACGGAACCACCGGAGCUGUCUGGUAUGAUGCGCGCAGCCACUGACGAUAUAAUCGAUUCGUUGGUGUGCCCGCCGCCGCCCAGCGAGCCGCCAGUCAUCUCCGACGACAUGAUAUCCGGACUUAUUGUACCAGCACCGGCAUGGAGUAAAGAGCUAUAUAGCCCGGACGCAGAUCCGCACGGCGGCAGCAGCGAAGCAGUCUCCAGUGGCCCCCCGAAAGUCAGUUCUCGAACCAAUUCCUUUGAGAUUGAGAAUCUACUCAAGAGCGCUGAGCAAGUGACGGGUUGGUGCCGGUCACCAGCAGAGACGCGGCGCGGCAGCCCCACCGGCAGCGUCGCCAGCGCCGCCGCCGGCACCCCCUCGCGACACCUAUCCGACGCAGACAAGCUCAGGAAGGUGCUACUCGAGCUGGUCGACACCGAACGCGCCUACGUCAAGCACCUGAACAACUUACUUGAGAACUACCUAGAACCACUGAAAAAAGAAACUUUCUUGUCAAAUGCCGAAAUAAAUGCACUUUUUGGAAAUAUUCAAGAAAUUGUAACAUUCCAAAGGCAGUUCCUACAAAACCUAGAAGAGGCUCUAGAGGCAGAACCAAACUUCCAUCACUUCGAAUUUUCAAAUCAAUUUAGAAAUGUACUCUUCGCGGUUGGCAAUGCUUUCCUGUUCUACGUGAAUCAUUUUAAAUUGUACAGCUCAUUUUGUGCUAGUCACAGUAAAGCACAGAAGGUUUUACAUCCUAAUGAAGGCAAUCAAGCUUUACAAGAGUUUCUGGCCGCUAGAAAUCCUAAACAACAGCACUCGUCAACUUUAGAGUCAUAUCUAAUAAAGCCUAUACAACGGAUAUUGAAAUAUCCCUUACUAUUGCAACAAUUAAGAAAUUUGACUGACGUUAAUUCUGAGGAGCAUCUACAUUUAGUGGAGGCUCUCAAAGGAAUGGAAAAAGUUGCUGAACACAUCAAUGAAAUGCAACGAAUACAUGAAGAAUAUGGUGCUAUAUUUGAUCACUUGUUUAGACAACACCAAAAGUCUUGCAAGCAACCUAUAGAUCUAAGUCCUGGUGAUUUGUUAUACUACGGUGGUGUAGAAUGGUUAAAUAUUUCAGACUUUUUAGGAAAAAUAAAGAAAGGGCUAGAAUUACACGCUAUGUGUUUUGUAUUUAAAUCAGCUGUUGUCUUCCUAUGUAAAGAAAGACUGAGACAGAAGAAAAAACUAAUGGGAGUGUCGUCAAAGAACAACUCAAACGAAGUGGAAAUCAUCAGGUACCAGGUACUAAUACCUGUGACUGAAGUACAAGUACGCGCAUCCUCAGCAAAGGAUAUGGACAGCCACUUUUUGUGGGAACUCAUACAUCUUAGAAGUCAACUUCAAAGACGAUCUGAGAAAGUUUACGUUUUGUCUAAUAGCACGGCGGACUUCCGCAACGCGUUCCUGAAGACGAUCCGUCAGAUUAUCCGCGAGUCGGUCCGCAAUAUGUCGCUGCCGAGUACGCGGCCGGCGCCCGCGCCGCCUCGCGCGCCGCACGCUCCGCACGCGUCGCACGGGCCCCACGGGCCCCAAACGCCCCACGCGACCCACACGCUCGACCGUGACCGCGACCGCCCCAAACAUCAGGUUCAAGUAAUGCAGGGAUCCCAAACUCUUGGCAAAACGAAAAAACCAAAGAUAACUGGGCAAAGAUUGUCAGCUGGCAAUAUAGAGGUUGGUGAUCUGUCACGAGAAAAUUCUCAGGAUACAGAAGAUCCUCCUCAAGAAACAACUGACGAAGAACCAACUUUUAGACUUCGCAGCAAAACACUAGGCGAUACUACAGGUAGCUUGUGGUUCCUCGGACCAGAGAGUAAUGCAAAGCGCGCACCGCCGCCACCACCGCCCGACGCCGACAAGUCAGACCCAGGCUCCAAAUCCGAGGGUGAAGAUGAACAACCGCAGCCACCUGCCAAACGAGGGUUAGGCAGAACUCCCAACCACCUCACGCUAAGUACGACAUCGACGCUGAGUGCUGGCAGUACUGGUAGUCAGGCGAGACUUAUUCAAUCAUCACACCAACCAACUCAAUAUCAACCCACAAUGGUUAAGGAAUUAGGAUCGCCCGUGUGGAAACCGCGCGACAUGUUGCCCGAGGCGGGCACGCCGGGCGCUCCGCCGGCGCCCACCACGCUGCCGCGCUCACAGCGGCCUGCGCCCCGCGCUCUUCACCUCUCCGCCAGCCGCAAGUCGCUCGCGCCGGACCACCGCCACUAACGCAGCUCUCGUCAAUAUUCCUCGCGCUCCGGUAUUCUUACAGAGUGAGGGGCAUGUUCCAAUCCGCUCGAAAUUGGCCGAUAGCCUUCCUUCCCCGCCGCGCAGUCGUGCUGGUAUCCGAUUUUUCCCGGCUCGAGGACCUUUUACGAUCGGAUCUUGCCCCGUUUUUCGCUCGUAUUUUCUCUUAAUGUACAUGAAUGUACAAAAUUAUUAUCAUGGAAUAUUACCCCUUGAAGAGACGCUAGGGUAUGCUAAAAGAUAAGUGUUUACGAACCAUUUCCUAUGCUGUGCGCUUAUCCUAAUUCGGUACUACCCUGAUCCCUUCUCCUACUGAAAUUGAUAUGUCUGUGGAAUAACUGCCGGUAAUCGUUGUUUGUAACGUAUGUACGAUCCAUAUACGAUUUUGGGUUUUCAGUAAAAUUCAGAUUCCAGUUGAGCCUAUGAGAAUGAAUCCUAAGGGUAGAUAUAAGAAUGUGUUAAUUACAAUGGCAAUUCUCAUAAUUUUGCAUUCACACACCGUAUAUAUAUAUAGCUCAUGAUUGCACAAUUUAUUAUAAUAUAUACAUAGCUUCAAUUGAAAAAUCUAACAUAUUCUAAUUUCUAGUAUAUAUAAAUAUGUAUUUGUUUUUGUCUUAGCGUGGCUCAAACAUCGUACUUAUAAUAAACAUAUGAUUUUUUCCAUAAUUAAAAAGACUGCAUAUGUUUAAUACGUAUAUUAUGACUUUACAUACCAUGCACAUAAAAUUAAAUUUAAUAUAUAUAAUACUCACUAAACAAUCAAAUUCUAGUCACUGAUUUAUUACUAUAUGUAAUUGUGCUGGUAUUUAAUGUUAUAUAAUUUGCCCAAUCAGCUAGUAUAUAUCUAUAUAUAUAUAUAAUCACAGACAGUUCGCUAUUGAAAAAACUAAGUAUAUACAGUUCUUCAGAAUUGAAUUCCAUAGUAGUUAAGUACAGGUGUAUACAUCUAUUUGUAUUUACAUUAAUUUUGAUUCUUACAUAGUACAAGAUAUAAAAGUAGGCUGUUAUAUGUAAUUACAAAUUAAAAGACAAUAUCACUAAUAAAUAAAAUGUUAAAGAUAAACAGAGGUUACAAAAUUACUCACCAAAUAUCUUCAUCUAUUCUAUUCUAUGUGUAAUAACUUAAAAAAUAUCAGUCUAUAUUGAAACGGUUUAAAAUCGUACACAUGAGUAACGUCAUACUUAAAUGUAUUUGUAAAUGAGUUGCCAAAUGGAUAUUGAAACAAAUAUAGAUAGAUGAAUACUGUAAUGUAACACGUAAUAAGACAUAUUUUAUGUGUUAUAGAAUCGAUUUUGUAACCACUUCUAAUUUAAAAGACUAUUUAAUUCAACGCCUUCG